UGCGAAUCUUGUGGCGCGAUAUUAAUAAAAGCAGCGCUGCCGCUGGCUGCUGCUGCUGCUUCGUCGUGGAUCUUCUGACUGUUGCCUGGCUGCUGCCUGCAUUCGUGAUUUUGCCCCGUGGAGUUGCACAUUGUCGCUGUAUCUGUGGUCCUAAACGAGUUUAUUUAUCGCCAUGAAUGUGGAGAAGUUGAAGCGCCUGCAGUCCCAGGUGCGCAUCGGUGGCAAGGGCACACCGAGGCGCAAGAAGAAGGUCAUGCACCAGACGGCCGCAACCGAUGACAAGAAGCUGCAGAGCUCGCUGAAGAAGCUCUCGGUGAGCACCAUACCCGGUAUCGAGGAGGUCAACAUCAUCAAGGACGAUCUGACCGUGAUUCACUUCAAUAAUCCCAAGGCCCAGGCCUCACUCUCGGCCAACACGUUCGCCGUCACCGGCCAUGGCGAGACCAAGAAGGUUGUCGAAAUGCUGCCAGAUAUUCUGCCACAGCUCGGCCAGGAGACGGUCGUCCAACUGCGCAUGUAUGCCAAUGCCAUGUCGAAUAAUGCCAAGCCAGAGGCAGCAGCCACAGGUGAAGGCAAACCGAACACCGCUGAAGAUGAAGAUGAUGUGCCCUUGCUGGUGGAAGACUUUGAUGAGGUGGCCAAGCUAGAGGCCAGCAAGCAGGAGCAACAGCAGCAGCAGCAGGGCAAGAAGCCAGCACAGGAGAACAAACCAAAGGACAAGCAGGAGGGCAAGCAGCAGCAGCCGAAGAAGGAGGAUCGCAAGAAGCAACAGGAACAGAAACAACAGAAACCAGCGGAGGCGGCCAAGCCCAAGGAAAAGCAAGACAACAAGAAGGCAGCAGGCAAGGGACAGGCUCAAGCACAGCCGCAGGCACAGGCACAAGUGCAGCCAGAGGAAAAGGAUGCAAAGAAGAAUGAGCCACAGGCCAACAAGGAGAAACCCAACAAGAACAAAGCGGAGGCUAAGCAACAGACAGCCGCUGUACCACCGAAGGAUAAGCCUCAGUCUGUAGAGGUCGCAGCCGCAAAGCAGGAGCCCCCGAAGCCAGUAGUGGAGCAGAAAAAUGAGCAACCAAAGCCAAUCGAACAGAAGAUUGAACAGCCCAAGCAGAAGGAGCAAAAGGUAGAGCAGCCCAAGCAGAAGGAAGCAAAGAUUGAGCAGCCAAAGCAGCAGGAACCAAAGGUUGAGCAGCCAAAGAUAACAGAGCAAAAGGUGGAGCCGCCCAAGCCAACAGAGCAGAAAGUCGAAGCCAAGCCGGCAGCCGCAGCACCACCAUCAACGGCUCCUACAGGGGCAUGGGGCAAGGCACAGUCCCCAACCUCUGGUCAAACUUUGGCACAGAUUGUGGCCGCCGAGCCACCAAAGCAAACGUCGUCAGCAGUCGAAGCAGUCGCCGCUCCAAAGAUAGAAGAGAAGAAAGAGCCACAAAAGAUCGAGCCUGCAACCGCUCCCUUGCAGCAGGCAGUGCCCGUGCCAGUGCCAGUUAAAGUGGAGCCAAUUGUAGCUGCUGCGCCUGUCGCAACUCUGGAGAUCGAAAAGAAACCAGAGGCCAAGCAGCCCAGUCCUCAGAAGAGCGCACCCAAGACACCAGAAACUGCACCAAAGAGCGCACCCGAGCAAAAACAAAAGCAAGCCAGUCCACCAAAGGGCGCAACAGAGAAGCUGCCCAAGCAGGCAGCACAGCCACAGAAGCAAAAGACGCCGCCGCCAGCAAAACAAGUGACGCCACCCGCAGAAGCCAAGUCUGCCACGGAUGUGGUCAAGGCCAAGGCUGCCGAGCCACUGGCAGCUGCACCAGCAGCUACCGCCGCUGCACAACCCGUAGUGGCAGUAGAGAAGAAACCAGAGCCACCAAAGGAUGCACCAAAGGCAGCCUCGCCAAAGCAAAAGACACCGCCGCCAGCCAAGCAAGUGACACCACCCGCUGAGCCGAAGGCCCCAGCUGCUGCACCACAAGCUGCAGUGGCUGAACCUGCACCAAUUCCUGCAGCUGCCGCUCCACCAGCUCCUAUAGCUGCACCUGCACCGGCUCCUGUGGCUGUUCCUGCAGCUGUUCCUGCAGCAGCUCCUGCCGUGGCUCCUCCAACACCAGAGGCGCCCUCGCCUAUGGUUCCAGCUACACCACCAUCAACCCCCUCUUCAGCUCCAGCAUCCGCAGCAGCUGUUACUCCUCCAUCGCCGGCCUCCACAGUCACGCCACCGUCGCCUGUCGCAGCUACGGCCCCACCAUCGCCGGUGGCAGCGACUCCUCCUCAGAAGCAGCAAGCAGCAGCCGCAGACAACCACAAACCGUUCCAUCAAACUAAAUGUCUUCUUCAAUUUGGCAAGCCGUGUAAUAUUUUGUUAUAGCUUCCACUUCUCUGAUCCGAUCCGUACUUCCUGCGACAUUUCUAUAAAAGACGAUUUUGCUAUAAAUAUUGAUUUAGUAAUGUUCCUUCGCAAGGCACAACCACCUUAUUAAGUUCGUUUAGGUUUACGAAAUAUGUAGAGAAUUUAACUUACCUUUUUUCAAACUUUUUCUACCAGAAUCAAACGUUAAUCUAGAAUUUAUUUAUUUAUGUACCUUUUGUAAAGGAACACGAACAAAUAAGAAUGAACACUUGAAAUAUAUAUUCAAAUUUUUGUGACCCAAUGAA
Molecule: messenger RNA, 2637 nt
Organism: Drosophila subobscura
Lineage: Eukaryota; Metazoa; Arthropoda; Insecta; Diptera; Drosophilidae
Gene: uncNacbeta
Product: pollen-specific leucine-rich repeat extensin-like protein 1
Exons: 3
Coding region: 173-2350 (725 amino acids)
Cellular component (GO): nascent polypeptide-associated complex; cytosol
Source: RefSeq, a predicted model, not a curated record